Molecule: messenger RNA, 1014 nt
Organism: Brassica napus (rape)
Lineage: Eukaryota; Viridiplantae; Streptophyta; Magnoliopsida; Brassicales; Brassicaceae
Product: succinate dehydrogenase assembly factor 1, mitochondrial
Exons: 2
Coding region: 182-442 (86 amino acids)
Biological process (GO): mitochondrial respiratory chain complex II assembly
Cellular component (GO): mitochondrion
Source: RefSeq, a predicted model, not a curated record
CCUCCUCUCAAUCCUAAAAGGUUUAUUCCAAUUUUGCUAAGUACGCUUCGCUCUUCUCCUUCACACCAUCUUCUCCAUCGUUGCAGCUUCUCUGAAUUUCUAUAUUCGUAAAUCUGAAGCUUGUUUCUUCCAUUUUUGGCUCGAUUUGAUCAUUUUCAGAUAACAAAAACAAUAAAAAAAAAUGGGAGCUACUAAACUUUCCGGGAUGCAGAAGCAAGUCCUGAGUCUCUACAGAGGAUUCCUUAGAGCAGCUCGUUCGAAGCCAACGGAAGACAGGAAGAGAAUAGAGACGAUCGUGUCGACGGAGUUCCGCAAGAACUCGAAGGAGGUCGACCGUAAGAACUUUCAGUACAUUGAGUAUCUGCUUCGGUUAGGUCAUAAGCAACUUGAUCAACUCAAAAGUCCCGAUAUGGUUUCCAUCUCCUCUGUGAAGAUCAACUAGUCUUACACCUAUCUCAAGGUGAUCAUAAUGUUAUGUAGAAAUCAUCAUAGAGAAUCAAAGAGAGGUAACUGAUUCCUUUAAUUCCUCGGAAGUUUCUUUAACAUUGGUUGGUAUGUUGUAUUUGAUAAUGCAUAACUUGAACAACUGUUUCGAGAUCCAUAAAUAAAAGAUUACAAUUGGAAUAUAUAUGAGUUGGAAGAUUUGCAAACAUUCAACUUGAGUAGGAUAUGUAUUAGAUUCGUCUUUGCCCUGUUGUUUACUAGUCGUUGUGACCUUUCGAUGCAAUCGCUAGUCGCAGCUUAGUGUUCGUUUCUUUAUCCGUGGUUAAUGGUAAUUGCGGAUUGCAAGUAAACGAACAUGGCUAAAUAGUGUUAUCUAUAAUGCACUAUGCUUUGGAAGAAUAAGAAACAUGAGGUAGCAAAAAAAAAAGUUGAGAAAUGGUUUAUGAUAAAGGGGCAACUGUAAUAUAUGAAAGUUUGCACAUAAUCACCAAUUCACAAUUACACAAAAGCAGAAGAAAAAAAAAACAGAAGAUUUAAUUAUAAGUAGGAGAAAGCUCAAAAGUUGAAAGA